GAUGCUCCAAGAAGCUAAUAGGGGCCGCGCUCAAGUCCGGGACCCACUCGCAGCGCCCAGCAUCCGCAGGGUCCCAGAGCCGCAAUUUGUUUGCCCAGCGCUCCCCAGGUUGAGGCCAGAGUUCUGUUCAGAACCUUCCGGUGCCCAGCCCUACUUCAGGAGCCCAGGCUGCCCCGUCCCCUUAGUUGUAGCUGCAGGCGUGGAGCCAUGAGCUGUCUUCUGAACAAUAUGGUCCUGGUGGGGCUGGCUCUGCUGGUCUGUGGAGCUCAGGCCUUUCUCCUUCCCAACACCACAAGCUUGGAGAAGCUGCUGAGCAAGUACCAGCACACAGAGUCACACUCACGAGUGCGCAGGGCCAUCCCCAUGUCAGACCGACAGGAAAUCCUCAUGCUACACAACAAGCUUCGAGGCCAGGUGUACCCUCCUGCCUCCAACAUGGAGCACAUGACUUGGGAUGAUGAGCUGGAGAGGUCUGCAGCAGCGUGGGCACAGAAAUGCCAGUGGGAGCAUGGGCCUGCCAGCCUUCUGAGGUCCAUCGGGCAGAACCUGGCUGUGCACUGGGGCAGGUACCGCUCUCCUGGGUUCCAUGUGCAGUCAUGGUAUGACGAGGUGAAGGAUUACACCUAUCCGUACCCCCACGAGUGCAAUCCACGGUGCCGCGAGCGGUGCUCAGGAGCCAUGUGCACCCACUACACACAGAUGGUCUGGGCCACCACCAACAAGAUUGGCUGUGCCGUGCACACCUGCCGGAGCAUGAACGUCUGGGGAGACAUUUGGGAGAAUGCCGUGUAUCUUGUCUGCAAUUAUUCUCCAAAGGGAAACUGGAUCGGCGAGGCCCCCUACAAGCAUGGUCAUCCCUGCUCUGCGUGUCCGUCCAGCUAUGGAGGAGGCUGCCAGAACAACUUGUGCUACCGAGAAAAGCCUCACAAUCAGAAGCCAGAGGUGGAUAUGAUGAACGAGGUGGAAUCGGCCCCUGCUCCCGAGGAAACUCAUGUCUGGGUUCAGCCCAGGGUGGUCAGACCCUCAAAGACCAAGAAGACCCCAGCCGUCAACUUCAUGACCCAAGUGGUCCACUGUGACACCAAGAUGAAGGAUUCGUGCAAAGGAUCCACGUGUAACAGGUACCAGUGCCCAGCAGGCUGUCUGAACGACAAGGCGAAAGUCUUUGGCUCUCUGUUUUAUGAAAGUUCUUCCAGCAUAUGCAGAGCCGCUAUCCACUAUGGUGUCAUCGAUGAUCGAGGUGGCCUGGUGGAUGUCACCAGGAAUGGGAUGGUUCCCUUCUUUGUCAAAUCUCAGAAAAAUGGCAUGGAGUCCCUGAGCAAAUACAAGCCAUCUAGCUCCUUCACUGUGUCCAAAGUGAAAGAGAUGGCCGUGGACUGCCACACCACAGUCGCACAGCUGUGCCCCUUCGAGAAGCCGGCCACCCACUGCCCCAGAAUCCAGUGUCCUGCACACUGUGGAGAGGAGCCGUCCUAUUGGGCCCCUGUGUAUGGAACCAACAUCUACGCUGACACUUCCAGCAUUUGUAAGGCGGCUGUGCACGCAGGUGUCAUCGUCGAUGAGGUUGGUGGUUAUACAGAUGUGAUGCCUGUGGACAAAAAGAAGAGCUACGUGGGCUCCCUUAGGAACGGGGUGCAGUCAGAGAGCCUGAGCACUCCUCAGAACGGAAAUGCCUUCCGGAUCUUCGCCGUCAGGCAGUGAAUGUGGCGACUUUGGGAGAAGGGGGUGUCAUCUACUGGGAUUUGGGGUCCUGCUUUUAUCUGUCCUUUGUCCUUUGGGGGUGGGGGGCUACAGAGAAUCAGGAAUCUUCCUUUCAGUGUCAUUGAACAUCUUGGGCCUCCAUGGCCUUUGGCGAGGGUGACAGAGCACCUCCCCCUUACGAGCAGCAUGCCGUGGAGUCUCUUGGCUGGACAACCAGUGCCCAGACUGGCCAGGUGGUGGUCCCCAUCUGGUGGCUCACCUCCUCUCAAGAGCUGCUCACUGAGACACUUCUUGCCAUGUUUUCUUUGGUGGUGGAGGGGGAAGGCUUUCAAACACUCAAGGAUACAGGUUUGAGAUCUGUUGUGAAUGGGGCUCUUAUCUGGGUGACAAGAGUUGACAACUGUAAGGUUACAGUCCAUCCUACCAACAGAGAAAUAGGGUCUGUGUUUGCUGGUCAGACAGAUGAGCUUCAGGGAAAAGACCUGGGCAAAACCUGGGCUCUGCCCUGGUGGUAUCUACCCAUGUUCACAUUCCCCAACCUUCUUGGCAGUCACAUGCUUAUAUGUCCAGCAGAGAUAUAGUUGGUAGCACUCCAGAGAUUUAUCUUGUCUUUGUCCUUGUCUGUGUGGCCUGUUCUCACAUGACCUUUGGUCUCAUGGAGGACCAAUGCAUCAGGAGCCUUCCCCACCAUUCCCUGACCCUCUGGCAUCUGCCCCACCCCAGGCAGGUCCGGGUGUUCUCCUCUGGGGCUUGGCUUCGCAAGAGGCUCCAGGUCUUAGAUGUCUGCUCACUCCUUAGAACAAGGGCUGUCUCAAGGCUGCUGUCAGAGUGGCAACUGAACAUCACUUCCCCCUGGUUUGGGUGACCUAGUUUUUAAGCUGUGGGAGGAAUGGAUUCCUGGCACAUUCCUCGUGGGGGUUACUGGAGUGGCCUGUGGUUGUAAAACCGCCCAUGACACACCAGCCACCAGAAAGAGGGGCCGGGACACACAGGAAGAACCCCUCAGCACUUGCCAGUGUCCCCAGGCUCCAAGAGUGUGGUGAACCCUGGCUUCCAUCACUUAGGAGCCUGGUCCAAACCCACUGUAAAAUGAAACAUGCUUUUGUAAACAGCUUUACUCUAGAGAAGGUGGUAUCCCACCCCAGUCCUGGGGAUGGGGCAGACUGCCUGUGAGCACUGGCUUCAAACAGGGUUUCAUGGUCCCGCCAAAUAUUUCUUAGACAAAAAAAGAGGGGGGCUAAAAAAUAAAACAUAACACUGCUCCCCGUCAAAAGGCUUGGGAGGUGGCUUGGUGGUUAACAGCUCUUGUUGCUCUACCAGAGGAUCUGAGCUCAGUUCCCUCCACUCACAGGCUGUUCACACUCACCCCACCUAUAACUAAUUCUAGGAGAUCUAGGAUCUCUACAGGCAUCACACACAUCCACAUGAGCAAAAUACAAGUGGCUCUUUAAAAAAAAAAACCUAAGGGAGUCUGAACAAAGCCCUCCCUGCUAGGGAGCCACGUGGACUUAGUUGGGUUAAAUGUUUAUUUGUUUGAGACAGUUUCACCAUGUAGUCCAGGCUGGCCUUGACUCAUUAGGUAGCCCAGGCUGGCCUCCUGAGUGCUAAGAUCGCUUUCCCCAAAUCCAUCCCUGCCUGGGAGUUUAUAAAAAGCACACAACCUUGAACCAGCUCUAGCUAGCCUUUCACCAGGCUGUUUCUGCCUCAUGUAUGUGGGUGUGGGUCUUUGAAGGCAUAAACUCUUCCACUCCGGAUGUUGGAACACAUCUGCUCAGCCUGUGGAAGGGGACUUCUGGUUGCUACCAAACAUCUGGGAAACUUCCCGAUGCAAAGAGUGCUGUAGAGCCCUUCACCUGGCCCCAGGGCAAGGUUGCCAUGGUAAGGAAAGCCAUACCCCUCCUGGGUUUCUGGAAUGAGCAACCAAUCCCAUAUCCAGGGGACUUGCUGUGUGCAUCGGUACUGGGGUCCUCGGUGCUCCCUGGCAACCCUUCCACUAGGCACAGAGCCUGGCCUAACCGCCUCGGUCAUCUUCAUCAAUAGUUUGAAACUGGAAUCACUGUGGAAAGAAAGGAAACAAAACCACCAACAACAAGACCUUACAUCAGAGCCCUUCUGACCCUGUGUGUCCGUCCAUCAGCUCUCCCAAGUUUAAAGUGACCACGCCCACACCAGCUGCAUCCCCACUCCGUCCUGGUCCUGCGUCUGGUGAUAGUUUCCAUUUGCUUCCGAGCUGUGCCCGGUCUCUUCAGAGGGGUGUGCCGAUUCUCCGUGAUCUGUAGGCUCUCUUGGCCCGCAGUUUACUGUGUGCUUUUUUUUUUUUCUAUGAAAAAUGAUAUAUUUUACAACUUCCUAUGUACAAAAGUUUAUUGUAAAGUUUUUGUGCUUCGCAUGAACAGGGCCACACUGGUUGUUGCUAUGGUUUCAAUAAAACGGAUUUGAUUUCUAACACA
Messenger RNA from Mastomys coucha (southern multimammate mouse), 4151 nucleotides. RefSeq names its product cysteine rich secretory protein LCCL domain containing 2 (gene Crispld2). The record is from RefSeq and is a predicted model, not a curated record. Gene Ontology annotation, cellular component: extracellular region. NCBI's taxonomy places the organism in Eukaryota, Metazoa, Chordata, Mammalia, Rodentia, Muridae. The coding region runs from base 208 to 1701 and encodes 497 amino acids. The transcript is spliced from 15 exons.